GUGAUACAGCUGGUUCUUGUGGUGAUCCAGGUAUCCCAGGUCAUGGAUCCAGAGAAGAAAACAAUUUUAAAAUUAAAAGCACGGUACAUUUCAGCUGUGAUAUUGGAUAUAUCCUUCAUGGCUCAGAAGAAAGAACGUGUAUGGCAAAUGGAAGUUGGACAGGAAGACAGCCUGAGUGCAAAGCUGUGCAGUGUGGUAAUCCAGGAACAACUGCUAAUGGAAAAGUAUUUCGUAUUGAUGGCACUACAUUCUCUAAUUCAGUAAUUUAUUCAUGCAUGGAAGGAUACAUACUUUCUGGAUCAUCUGUAAGACAGUGCACCGCCAAUGGAACAUGGUCUGGAUCCUUGCCAAACUGCACAAUUAUCAGUUGCGGAGAUCCAGGAGUCCCAGCCAACGGCAUGAGAUAUGGUGAUGAUUAUGUUGUUGGACAAAACGUUACUUAUAUGUGCCAACCUGGUUAUACAAUGGAAUCAAAUAGCUCCAUAAUCCGCACUUGUACUAGCAAUGGCACAUGGAGUGGAGUAAUCCCAACAUGCAAAGCUGUUACCUGCCCAACUCCUCCGCAGAUUUCUAAUGGAAGGUUGGAAGGAACAAACUUGGACUGGGGAUUUAGCAUUAGCUAUGUCUGCUCUCCAGGAUAUGAGCUCUCUUUUCCUGCUGUUUUGACUUGUGUUGGAAAUGGAACAUGGAGUGGUGAAGUACCUCAGUGCUUGCCAAAGUUUUGCGGUGACCCUGGAGUACCUGCUCAAGGGAAAAGAGAAGGCAAAAGCUUCAUUUAUCAAUCAGAAGUCUCUUUCAGCUGCAAUCCUCCUUUUAUUUUGGUUGGCUCCAGCACCAGGAUUUGCCAAGCAGAUGGCACGUGGAGUGGUUCUUCUCCUCGAUGUAUAGAGCCUACUCGCACAGCGUGUGAAAAUCCAGGUGUCCCAAGGCACGGGUCACAAAACAACACAUUUGGCUAUCAGGUGGGAAAUGUUGUACAAUUUCAGUGUAAAAAAGGACACCUUCUCCAUGGCUCAACAACACGAACUUGCCUUCCUGAUCUUACAUGGAGUGGAAUCCAGCCAGAAUGUAUACCUCACAGCUGUAAACAACCAGAAACACCAACUCAUGCUAAUGUUGCAGGAAUGGAUCUUCCCUCUCUUGGUUAUACAUUGAUUUAUACUUGUCAGUCAGGCUUCUUCUUGGCAGGAGGAUCAGAGCAUAGAGCCUGUAGAUCUGAUGGCACAUGGACUGGGAAAGUUCCAGUCUGUGAAGCUGGUUCCAAAAUAUUAGUGAAGGACCCCAGACCAGCUUUGGGAACACCAAGUCCCAAACUAAGUG
Molecule: messenger RNA, 1320 nt
Organism: Tauraco erythrolophus (red-crested turaco)
Lineage: Eukaryota; Metazoa; Chordata; Aves; Musophagiformes; Musophagidae
Source: RefSeq, a predicted model, not a curated record